Racocetra fulgida is the source of this 806-nucleotide messenger RNA. The record is from the annotation of a GenBank genome assembly. Lineage: Eukaryota; Fungi; Glomeromycota; Glomeromycetes; Diversisporales; Gigasporaceae.
UUUUUGGAGAAUUUGACAAUGAGAUGGACUUUACUACUCCUGUUUUGUUUGAUAGACAAGAUAGUGACGAUUACUUAAAGAAAUUAAAAGAUGUCAAGGUAGAAACAAAGAACAUUGUAUUACAAGAUGAAUUAGGCUUAAAUAGAAAAGAUGAUGAAAAUUCGGCAGAUGUGAAUGCUGACAACAGUGACGUUGAUUCCGGUUUUGGCACUGAUGAGGACAUUAAUAAUGUUAUAAAGAAAACGCAAGAGAAAGAUGCAAUAAGUAAAUCAAGUGAAGUUACUAAUCAUACUAAAGUACCCCUUUCCGUGUCUCCACCAAAAGUGAUAUAUUAUUAUCAGCAUGAGCCGUCGAUUGAAAAUGGCCCAUCACCCAGCCCAAUAAAUAAUAAUCAUUGGUCUUCGUAUAAACAACGUCGUGAGCGUUUGGAACGACGUAAACAUGAGCAAAAUCUGUCUACGUGGAACAAUAGGCGCCGUGGAUCAUCGUCAACUGAUGACCCAACAACUUCACCUCCGCCUCAUUUUAAGUCUCAAUUGCCGUCUCACAAACAGAAAAGUUCGCAAUUAAUUUACACACCUCCCAUUUCUACUCCGCCCCCACUUUCAACACCUUCCAACACACUGACAUCACAUAAAUCUCCUGCAGUGUUAAGUACAAGUGACCAAUCUUCUAUAAAGUCUCUUGAGAAAACUCCUAUGAAAGUCACAAGGUCUACUAAGACUAACUUGGGCAAAAUGUUGGCAGGAGUGGUUAUGUUCAAUCGAAGCGUUAAAGUUGGUGGACAAGAUAAUGGUAACAUAUAA